GCGGGUGGUUGUAACCGUCAGGGCAAGGAAAGAACCCCAAGAGUUCAAAGCCAAGCUCGGGACCCCGCCCCGCCCCUCCUCCCUGAGCAACCGUCGCAGCCCUGCCUUUGGCCGGGUGACGGCCGCCUCUGUUGCCUUCUCAGCCCCGACGUGUCCGGGCGAAGAUGCCCGGUGUCUUCUCCCGGGCCGGCUCUGGCGGUGAGUGAGACAAGGCCGGGCCGGGCGGCGAGUGAUCGAGUGAGGGAUGUCGCCGCCGCCCCGCGACGCUGGGUCCUGCCGCUGCCGCCCCCGGCGGCUCCCGCUGCCUCUGCUCUCCUCAGGUUCCGGGUGUCGCCCGCCAGCGCCGCUGUGGGCCCAGGAACGACGUCGGGCUCGACCUCAGCAGUGACUCCCGUCGCUUCCCCUCACAGGGGACGGGACGGGGCGAGCAGGAUGCAGGCGCCGGCGCUGCAGUACGAGUUUUUCAACGAAGAGAACGCGCCCAAGUGGCGAGGUCUGCUUGUGGCCGCCCUGAAGAAGGUUCAAAUGCAGGUACACCCGAAACUGUCAUCUACUGAAGAUGCUCUGCAGUAUGUUGAGGAGUUAAUUCUACAGUUGUUAAAUAUGCUGUGCCAGGCUCAACCAAGAAGCGUCCUAGAUGUUGAGGAUCGUGUACAGAAAAGUUUUCCCCAUCCCAUUGAUAAGUGGGCAAUAGCUGAUGCUCAGUCCGCAAUUGAAAAGAGGAAGCGAAGAAAUCCAUUAUUCCUUCCAGUAGAAAAAAUUCACCCUUUGUUAAAAGAAGUUCUUGGCUAUAAAGUUGACCAUCAAGUGUCUGUUUACAUAGUAGCAGUAUUAGAAUACAUUUCUGCAGAUAUCUUAAAGUUGGUUGGGAAUUAUGUUCGAAAUAUAAGACAUUAUGAAAUUACAAAACAAGAUAUUAAAGUGGCAAUGUGUGCUGAUAAGGUGUUGAUGGAUAUGUUCCAUCAGGAUGUAGAAGAUAUUAGUACACUGACUUUGUCUGAUGAAGAACCUUCCACUUCAGGGGAACAAACUUACUAUGAUCUUGUAAAAUCAUUCAUGGCAGAAGUUCGGCAGUAUAUAAGGGAGCUAAACCUCAUAAUAAAAGUUUUUAGAGAGCCUUUUAUUACAAACAUCAAAUUGUUUUCAGGUCAUGAUGUGGAAAAUAUAUUCAGUCGGAUAUCAGAUAUUCAUGAACUUAGUGUGAAGUUGUUGGGCCAUAUUGAAGACACAGUAGAAAUGACAGAUGAAGGCAGUCCUCAUCCCUUAGUAGGAAGCUGUUUUGAAGAUUUAGCUGAAGAGCUAGCAUUUGAUCCUUACGAAUCAUACACUCAAGAUAUUUUAAGGACUGGUUUUCAUGACCAUUUUCUUAGCCAGUUAUCAAAACCUGGAGCAGCGUUCUAUUUACAGUCAAUAGGAGAUGGUUUUAAGGAAGCUGUUCAGUAUGUUUUACCCAGGCUGCUUCUAGUUCCUGUUUACCAUUGCCUUCACUAUUUUGAACUUUUAAAGCAAUUAGAAGAAAAAAGUGAAGAUGAAGAAGACAAAGAGUGUUUGAAGCAAGCAAUUACAGCCCUGCUUAAUCUUCAGAGUAGUAUGGAAAGGAUAUGUUCAAAAAGUCUUGCAAAAAGAAGGCUUAGUGAAUCUGCGUGCCGAUUUUAUAGUCAGCAAAUGAAGGGGAAACAACUAGCAAUCAAGAAAAUGAAUGAAAUCCAGAAGAACAUUGAUGGUUGGGAGGGUAAAGACAUUGGACAGUGCUGCAAUGAAUUUAUAAUGGAGGGGACACUCACACGUGUUGGUGCAAAGCAUGAGAGACAUAUAUUUCUCUUUGAUGGUCUGAUGAUUUGUUGUAAGUCAAAUCACGGCCAACCUAGACUGCCUGGCGCUAGCAAUGCAGAAUAUCGUCUGAAAGAAAAGUUUUUCAUGCGAAAGGUACAGAUCAACGACAAAGAUGACACUAAUGAGUACAAGCAUGCAUUUGAAAUCAUUUUAAAAGAUGAGAACAGUGUUAUUUUUGCUGCUAAAUCAGCUGAAGAGAAAAACAACUGGAUGGCAGCCUUGAUCUCUUUGCAAUACAGAAGCACUCUGGAGCGCAUGUUAGAUGCAACAAUGUUACAGGAAGAGAAGGAAGAACAGAUGAGAUUUCCAAGCCCUGAACUUUAUAGAUUUGCAGAACCUGAUUCGGAAGAGAAUAUUGUUUUUGAAGAGAAUAUGCAGCCCAAAUCUGGAAUUCCUAUUAUCAAGGCAGGAACUGUUGUUAAACUCAUUGAAAGACUUACGUACCACAUGUAUGCAGAUCCCAACUUUGUUCGAACAUUUCUUACAACUUACAGAUCUUUUUGUAAACCUCAGGAAUUAUUGAGUCUUCUGAUAGAAAGAUUUGAAAUUCCAGAACCUGAACCAACAGAAGCAGACCGCAUAGCUAUGGAGAAUGGUGAUCAACCUCUUAGUGCAGAGUUAAAAAGAUUUAGAAAGGAAUAUAUACAACCUGUACAGCUGCGAGUAUUAAAUGUAUGCCGACACUGGGUAGAGCAUCACUUCUAUGACUUUGAGAGAGAUGUAGAUCUUUUGCAACGAUUGGAAGAGUUCAUUGGCACUGUCAGAGGUAAAGCUAUGAAGAAGUGGGUUGAGUCAAUCACUAAAAUAAUAUAUAGAAAAAAGCAAGCACAAGCCAUUGGGCCAAGUCACAACAUUACUUUUGAAAGCUCACCACCUACAAUUGAAUGGCAUAUAAGCAAGCCAGGACACAUUGAAUCAUUUGACCUGCUCACUUUACAUCCAAUAGAAAUUGCUCGACAACUCACUCUACUUGAAUCGGAACUCUAUAGAGCCGUGCAACCAUCAGAGCUUGUUGGAAGUGUAUGGACAAAAGAAGAUAAAGAAAUUAAUUCUCCUAACCUUCUCAAGAUGAUACGGCAUACCACUAAUCUCACAUUAUGGUUUGAGAAAUGCAUCGUAGAAACAGAGAACCUAGAGGAAAGAGUAAUUGUAGUGAAUCGAAUAAUUGAGAUCUUGCAAGUUUUUCAAGAACUAAACAAUUUUAAUGGUGUACUUGAGGUUGUUAGUGCUGUGAAUUCUGCUCCUAUUUACAGAUUGGAUCAUACUUUUGAACAAAUCUCAGGCCGCCAGAAAAAGAUUCUAGAAGAAGCUCAUGAACUGAGUGAAGAUCACCAUAAGAAAUACUUGGCAAAACUCAGGUCUAUUAAUCCUCCAUGUGUGCCUUUCUUUGGGAUUUAUUUAACCAACAUCUUGAAAACAGAAGAAGGCAAUCCUGAAUUUCUAAAACGACACGGGAAAGAGCUCAUCAAUUUCAGCAAGCGGAGGAAGGUGGCCGAGAUAACAGGGGAAAUCCAACAGUACCAAAAUCAACCAUACUGCCUAAGAGUAGAAUCUGACAUCAGAAGGUUUUUUGAAAAUCUGAAUCCAAUGGGAAAUACCAUGGAAAAAGAAUUUGCAGAUUAUCUAUUCAACAAAUCCCUGGAAAUAGAGCCACGCAAUGUGAAGCCACCCCCAAGAUUUCCAAAAAAAUACAACUAUCCCCUCAAAUCUCCGGGUGUUCGUCCUUCAAAUUCAAAGCCAGGCACAAUGAGGCACCCUACACCUCUGCAGCAGGAGCCAAGAAAAAUCAGUUACAGUCGUGUUCCAGAGAGUGAAACUGAGAGCGUUGCUUCUGCACCAAACUCUCCACGAACGCCACUUACCCCACCCCCUCCUCCAUCUUCCACUUCCAGCACUACUGAUGUCUGCAGUGUGUUUGAUUCUGAUCCCUCAACCCCUUUUCAUUCAAGAUCUGCAUCUGUGUCCUCCAUCAGUUUUCCUAAAUGUUCUGAUGAAAUGACUGUUCCUCCUCCCAUUCCUCCCCGAAGGCGUCCAGAAUCUGCUCCUGCAGAAUCUUCUCCUUCAAAGAUUUCUUCUGCCCACCUGGACAGUCCACCAGCAAUUCCUCCUCGACAACCAACAUCAAAAAUUUAUUCGCCACGGUACUCAGUACCAGACAGGACCUCCGUAUCUGACCCUCCAGAAAGCCCACCUGUAUUACCACCACGAGAACCUGUGCGAACUCCUGAUGUUUUCUCUAGUUCACCGCUGCAUCUCCAGCCACCACCCUUAGGCAGAAAAAGUGAACUUGGCAACACUUUCUUUCCCAAUAGUCCCUCUCCGUUUACUCCUCCUCCUCCUCAAACUCCUUCUCCCCACGUGCCACGGAGGCAUUUACCAUCACCUCCUUUGAUACCCCAAGAUAUGGACCUCCAUUCUGUUGCUGGGCCUCCAGUUCCUCCACGGCAGAGCACUACUCAACAUAUCCCAAAGCUUCCUCCAAAAACUUACAAAAGGGAGCACACGCUUCCAUCGAUGCAUCGUGAUGGACCCCCAUUGCUGGAGAAUGCCCACUCCACCUGAAUUCUCCCUUGAGCUGGAGGUCAUGUUUUUCCUGGUGCCAAGUCUGUUGCUGGCAAUAGAUGCACCAGAGAGCUGUGUUGCUCCUAACACUAAAGACUCUACAAUACGUUUGAUACAUGGUGUACAAAAAAAUUAAACUUAAUAGCAGGCCCCUUAUUGUGAAACUGUUGCUAUUUGUUAGUAUAGUAUGCAGGGCAAUGUUCUAAAGUCACUGGACAUCUGAAUGUACCAGAAAUCAGACUUCAGAUCUCUUUGGGCCAAUAUGCAGACACUGUGCUUCGCGUAAUGUCCAUUGAGGGAUGGGAGAUAUGGUCCUGUAAUCAUCUGUCCACUACGACACAAGUUCUUCAAAGGAAAACAUGCACUUUUCAGAUAACAAAAUCUCAAACAGGGAACUUGGUAAUCCUCUUAAAUUUUAUUUUGUUUUAUUCCCUGCUUUAAAAUCAUGAACUGGACUGUGAGGAAGAUCUGUGGUACUGAACCAACAGAGAGCUAAGGCAUAGCACUGUACUACAGCCCUGUUUACAAACUGUUACAGUUAAUUGCUACAUAUAUGGGUACCUAGGCUUCACCAAAGAGGUACUUUCCUCCUUAUGAAUAUUAUGGUGCCAGUUCAAAAAAUUUUGCCAGGAAGCAGAAAGCUUAACUUCUGCCUUUAAUUAAGUAAGAUUUAAAUCUUAGACGAAUGAAGAAAUCUAAGAUACACUGCUGUUGUUCAGAAUAAAAUCUGUUCCUACAUUCAGAAGACUGUUAAAUAUAGAGUAGGUGGUCUUACCAGUAACCCACUUUGAGGCUGGUAGUGCAACAUGGUUGGCUAUGCCAUGGAAAUGGAAAGGAUGAUUCGCUGGCCAUAUUCCCUAGUUAUCACCAUGUUUUAACUAGCAGUAGGUAGAUAAAUAAUCAGCACCCAUAGAAUUGCCUUGUAGUUGCAUAAAUCAUAUGUAUAUAGUGAAUGUUGCAUAAAUAUACUUGCAAAUUGUUUUUAAUUUAAUUGAAAUAAAGAUACAGAUAUUUUGUCUGGCUGACAUAUAUUAAAUUAUUGCAUUGCUAAAUGUACAAUUCAGUUUAUUUCAGUUUAAAGCACUGAGAAAGAGGCACAUGCUGUGGUACACACAUCUCUCUCCUCUUCUAGUUAAUUGUUUUGAUCUCUAAGGAACAAACUGAGAAGAAAUCCAGGGUUUGGCAUGUGAAAUAAAGGUGAGUUAGGGGAUGAGUCAAAGUGAACAACAGUGUGUUUAAAAUGUAGUGGGCCUCUUGUAUUAAAAUUUCCAAAAUGUGUUAAAUCUCUUAAACUUUUCUCUGUCCAAAAUAUGUUUGAGAGACUAAUCUUCUUGAGUAAUCUUGGAUUAUCCAUUGACCUGUGAAAUGUGCAUUUGAUUCCAGUACUGUGACAGGAAUGCAUGCCUCUUAUUGAAGAAUCAUUAAUCAUCUCUGAAACAUUAGGAUCUGUGAAUGGUGUAAUAUCAGAUCUUCAGUUAUUAAGACUCUUAGGAUGUUUCUUCUUUGGCAAAACCAAAAUACAUUUCAGCAAUCUAGAAAGCCAUGUCCCUAGAACAGUCCCUAGAAAACUUUAUCAUUGGGGAAGCCUACUGUUCUGAGACAUUUCUAUAGCACUAUGCAGUGUGGUCUUGCAUUUCAGAAAACAUUCUCAUUUCAUCUGCAUUUAAUAGAUCCUAUUAUUUAAACUUUACAAUUACCUUGCGCACAUUCAACAUUUAAAAGAAGGGCAUUGUGAAAAAUGUUUGUUUAAUAUAACAAACGUUAAGCUUAGAGCCAGUGGAUACAAUAGAAAUGCUUUCUCUAUUUAGAGAAAGCUGGCCUCUACUUAGACCCAUUUUUCACUUGUUUGUAUCACUAAAAAUAAUGGCAAUAGUCCCAUCCAUAAGAAAUUUAAAAUCCUGCAGAUGACAUGGCUCUCACCUGAGCCAACCAGAGGGAAACCCUCCUCACUCACUCACAUUUCCAGGCCAUGCUACCAAAAUGAAAUGAGUUUCCUGCCCAAGUCACCUUUCUUUUGGAAAGAAAGGGUAGAGCAUGGACUCAGCACUGGCUAAUUCCAUUUAGCAUUCAAAAGCAGCAGCUUACUGAUAGUUAAAAAAACCUGACAUACAAGAAAAGUAGUUUUACUUUUACAUUUACACCAGUUCCUUUAGUUCAAAUUACCAUGCUUGGUAUUGCCCAGAUACUUAGUCCUAGAUUCCAAAUUGCUAAAAAUAAUUAGCUCAGGUCAGCGCUCUACUGCAAGAGGGCUGCUUGUCACCUUCAGGGUCUCUUUUUGGCAGAUGGGGUGAUAUAAACAAAGUACAACUACUUGAAAAGUGCAAGUCCAAAUCUCUUGAAUAUGAUCAGGUGGAUCAGCUUGGGAUUGAAAGCAACCUUUUUUUCUUUGAAGAGCCAACAUACCUCCUUGCCAUAUCAAAGUGUGGUUGACAGUUCUGUAAUUUCAGCAGUACAGGGGAUAUGCUGCUAUUCAUGAGACACGAACCGAAAAUCUCCUUGAGUCUCUACAGGACUAGUUGCACAGUCCUCUUGGAUCCCAGCCAGAACAAAUGGGGGGUGACAAAAAUGCCCAUAAACCCCAGUGAAGUAGCUGUAGAAGAGCAGCUUAAUAGGUUCUGCCUCAAGCCUUUUAACUCAGUUUUCUUUGUGUUAAAAAUUUACUCCAUGAAAGUGUAACUUUUUUCCCCUUGAAUCAUUAAUCUUCAUGUAACUCCUUGUUGCGCCACAUGCAGAAUUGUCAUAGAAUUUCCUCAGUUUUGGUUCUUGCUUCAUGAUCUAUUUCAAAAUGUCGCUAGAGCAGUUGCUGUAAGUUAACCUAUUUGCAACUUAGUGACUCAGUCAAGAAUUCUCAAAAUAGGUAAACUGAUGUCUAUUGGAUCAAGUUGUCAAUAUGUACAGCUUUUCAGCGAAGAGAAUUCUUUUCCUGGCAGAAUAAGGCACUUUUUUCCCUGGGACCAAUGUCUGUUAGUAUAGGAGCAUCAAUCUUUAGAAUUACAGGACUGUACGUCAGGUAAUAAUGGAAAGGUACCAAAUUAUUGGCUUAUAAUAGUUAAGAGAGGGGUUUUUUAAUCUGACAGCAGAAAAAACUUUCCUAACCAGAUUUAACCCCGUUAGAAGGGAAAAUGCAUCUAUUGUGCCAACAACCAUGCACUUUUAAAGUACAUGAGAAUGAAAAUCUUGUGGUUGUCUAUGCAGAUAGUCAAAAGGUAUGCAAAAGUGGGGGAGGGGUGUUGCUCUCACGUCCCCAUACUAUUUUGUCACUCUUGUGCAAGUUAGCUUUUAAUUGCAACUGUAAACUUCAAAUCCUUUAAGAUUUCAAAUAGACCUGCUGUAAUAUAUCUAAAAUAUGUUGAGAUGCAGAUGUUUCUACAUACUGGCCCUUUUCCAGCUCACCCCACUUGCUGUAACCACUCAUGUAUCCUGAAGCCACUUUGAAGAGUCAAGGACUGCAUUUGAGUUAGUGGUGGGAAAUGGCAUGUACAGAAACAAUUUAUGUUCCCACCGGGCAUUCCAGCCAUUGACUUAAAAUGCAUAGAAAUGCUCCAAUUUUAAUAAAUUCAGAAAGUGUAUUAUUUUAUACUGCUAGGGUCUCCAAAUAAGAACUAGCCUCAUUUAUGAUUGUUAAAUAGCCCAGCUUAGCCCAGACUUCGUCAAAGCUUGGAAGCUAAGCAGGUCAGCUACAGUACUUGGAAGGGAGACAGCCGAGGAAAAACAGGCUUGCUACACAGAGACAGGCAAUGGUAAAUCACUUCUGUUUGUCCCCUUCCUUGAAAACCCCUUAAGGGAUUAACAUAAAUUGGUUGCAACUCUGCAGCACGUUCUUCUAUGAUUUUUGUAGGGGUUGCCAGUUGAAGAGUGGCAACUUUCUAUACAGAUAGAAGUUUUUUUCGGUUACUUUGCAUUUGAACUCAAGUUCUGGAAUAGUUUCUGUUGAAAUGUGGCAGCUUGGUUUCUUAAUACUUUCCUGUCCAUCAACAAGUCUUACAUCCUUGCUGUGCCUCAUAAAGUUAAGUUAUUUUGGUUAAUGAGAUGCAGGGACUGCUGUCAUCUUUCUUUAGUUAACAUGGGAAAGAAUUAUUGAAUUACUGAAAUUAUUCUUCAGAUUUUUACCCUUCUCCUUGAAGCCCUGUUCAGAGGAUGAGGUGGUGCAGGAGCUCACGUACAUAAAACUGCUAUAAAUUGGCCUCUUAAACUGAUAAAUGAUCCCUUCCAAUUUCUUUGGGAGUAAAUUAUUUUUCUGUGCUAUUUGGGUUCAUUACCAGGUAUAAUGUCACCAGGUAUAAUGCCAAAACAGAACAGUUUGGGGGGAAAUUUUCACACCUUGUUAUCCAUUUAUGAAAAAGAAAACCUUAAAGUGCAUUUUUUUCCUGCCAACUGUGAACAAAUUCCCCUUUUGCCUUUAAAGAGAAGAGAGUGCGUUGAGCUGCAGUAUUGCAAGGAGUGUUUUUUAUAAAACAAACAUGAAGUCAUGUACCCAGAUGACUGAAAGGAAAAAAUCUUGUACCAGAUGUAUGCAACUUUCAGUCGCUGCCAAAUGUGCCUUUUAAAAAAACUUUUUUUUCCUGAGACAUAGUAGAUUUUCUUGUUGGGUGGGGUCUUAUUUCAGGUAACAUUUUCUUAUUUUGCCAACUUAGUAAAACCAAGCCUGUGUUGCUAUGUACAGGUUUAAGUUUUUUGAUGAAUUCUGAUCAUUCAUAUAUUUAAAAUGUAUUGCCUUCUGUUUAAUGGUGUGGAUACUUUGCUAAAUGGUUAAGAAGCUAUGGCAGUCUGAUCCAGUUGUGUAAGGUUGAAGUGAUAUCUAAACUGGCACAUCUUAAUGGGCCUGUGUGUACCGAAAUCAUGUCCGUAGAUGAGCUUUGUAUGCUAUGUCUGCAAUGGUAUUCUGAUUGCAUUUAAAGUGAAAAUUAAUAGUGGCUGUUUUCAAGAGAUUUGUUCUUAAAAAAAUAAAUAAAUAUGCCUUACAUAUUA
This is a messenger RNA of Eublepharis macularius, 9363 nucleotides long. RefSeq names its product SOS Ras/Rac guanine nucleotide exchange factor 1 (gene SOS1). Gene Ontology annotation, molecular function: protein heterodimerization activity; guanyl-nucleotide exchange factor activity. The transcript has 22 exons. The record is from RefSeq and is a predicted model, not a curated record. Gene Ontology annotation, cellular component: plasma membrane. Lineage: Eukaryota; Metazoa; Chordata; Lepidosauria; Squamata; Eublepharidae. Bases 433 to 4395 code for a protein of 1320 amino acids. Gene Ontology annotation, biological process: Ras protein signal transduction; positive regulation of GTPase activity.